AUGUCACCUCCACAAACCAGUCCAGCUCUACACCACAUCACACGGAGAUCGACAUCAACAGUGAUCAACGGUCACUUCAACACAUCACUGUCGCCUAUCAAUCUCGCCGUCCGUACACCAUCCGGUGGAUUACCAUCAUUCAGCCGGAAAUCUUUACCGGAGAAUAACCAAGAUUUGUUAUCAUUGUUUCACAAUCUUGAUAUGUUCUGUGCAAAUUUGUUUAACAAUUCCCAACAUUCAACCGAAAAUCUUUUAAGCAGAAUACCCGAUAUUCUUUAUUAUCGUUUUUACAAUCUUGAUAUCGUUUGUGUAGCAGUUCCGGCAUUCAACCGAAAAUCUUUUUCGGGGAUUUCAUAUCAUAGUCUUUACAAUCUUGGCAUAUUUUGUGCAAAUUUGAGUGAUUGUGGCUUUCAAGAUUCGCAGAAGAAGAAGGAAUUCGAUGUAGUUGAGUUUCUGGUGCGAACUAAAUAUGGCCUCACUUUAGUGUAUAAAAGGUUUUAA
Ilex paraguariensis (yerba mate) is the source of this 501-nucleotide messenger RNA. NCBI's taxonomy places the organism in Eukaryota, Viridiplantae, Streptophyta, Magnoliopsida, Aquifoliales, Aquifoliaceae. The record is from the annotation of a GenBank genome assembly.